Lactuca sativa (garden lettuce) is the source of this 2185-nucleotide messenger RNA. Its product is annotated as L-type lectin-domain containing receptor kinase V.9. Gene Ontology annotation, molecular function: protein kinase activity; carbohydrate binding; ATP binding. Gene Ontology annotation, biological process: protein phosphorylation. Lineage: Eukaryota; Viridiplantae; Streptophyta; Magnoliopsida; Asterales; Asteraceae. The record is from RefSeq and is a predicted model, not a curated record.
ACUUUGUUAAGCAACGUGAUAUAGAUGAACGAUACGUCCUUGACCAACACCCAAAUUGCACUGCCGUAAAGGUAGACCAUUGACUGGUGAAACAAGAUCGCUUUGUUCCAGAUGGCGAAGAGAUCCCUUUCACCAAGCCAUCUGCUAAUCCAAAUCAUAAGGAUUAAAUAACUAAUAAUCUCUAUCAGAACCGACUUCCAUACUUCAUCUAUGAUGUUGAUCCAACCACCCCUUCUUCUUCUUCUCCUGCUGCUUCUGCUCGCUGGAGUAGAAGCAGCAUCCACAGUUUCCACAGACAGUAAUGGCUUCUCCUUCCUUUUCAAAGAUUCGCAGCUCGAUGGUGUACGAGAGAUCCAGCCAGAUGGUCGAGUGGUUCACAGCAACUACACCGAGAUGUUCGGCGUCGGUCACACCUUCUACUCUCGCCCUUUCCGGUUCAAAAACUCCCACACCAGCAACGCUUUGUCAUUCUCCACUUCUUUCGUCUUUGGAAUCAUACCAGAAAACCCUCUGUUCACGUUCCACGGAAUGACCUUUGUGAUUGCUCCAUCAAAAGCAGUGACGGAUGCAUCCUCUUCGCAGCAUCUUGGACUCUUUAACCGUACCAAUGACGGAAACGCCUCAAAUCACAUCGUCGCCGUUGAAUUCGACACGUUUAGAAACCUCGAACUUGACGAUAUGGAUGGCAACCAUGUGGGUCUUGAUAUAAACAGUAUAGAAUCUGUCUUCGCUGCAACAGCAGGAUAUUACAAGAUUAAUGGAGGUUUUCAAACCUUAACUCUUGCGAGCUCCAGAGAAAUCCGAGCAUGGGUUGAUUACGAUGGUGUUGAAAAGACCUUGAAUGUCACACUAGCUCCUCUUCCCUUCAAAAAACCUCAAAAACCUCUUGUAACAUGGAAGAAAGAUCUGUCACCUUUUUUACUCGAAGAAAUGUACGUUGGGUUUACUUCAGCCACUGGGGUUCUUCUUCAAACGUUUUACAUUGUUGGUUGGAGUUUUCAAAUGAAUGGAAAAGCUCAAGAAAUCGAUAGAUCAAAGAUCCCACCUUUACCUCUCAAGAAAAAAUCAACCAAAAAGAAAAAAAUGGCUUUAGAAAUUGGGUUAUCUUUAGGUGGAUUACUGGUUCUUUCAACUAUUUCAAUUUCGGUGAUUGUUUUGCUCCAAAGAAGAAAACGUAAAUUCGAAUUCGAAGAAGCUCUUGAAAGUUGGGAGGUUCAAUACGGACCUUGCAGGUUUUCCUACAAAGAUCUUUUCAUCGCCACAAAAGGGUUUAAAGAAAGUGAGCUGCUUGGAAAAGGUGGUUUUGGUCAGGUUUAUAAAGGGACCUUGCUGGACUUAGGAGCUCAGGUCGCAGUGAAGAAGAUAUGGCAUACAUCAAGUCAAGGAAUGAAGGAAUUCGUGGCGGAGAUCGCCACGAUAGGUCGGUUACGACACCCAAAUUUGGUCAGACUUCUUGGGUAUUGUCGAAGAAAAGGCGAAUUGUUUCUUGUAUAUGAUUAUAUGCCGAAUACUAGUUUGGAUAAGUUUAUAUUCAAUUCGAAUCCCAAAUCCACUUUAACAUGGAAACAAAGGGUCAAAAUCAUUAUCGACGUAGCCAAUGCAUUAGCAUAUCUGCAUGAAUGGUGUGAAGUUAUAAUCCAUCGGGACAUAAAAGCAAGCAACGUGUUACUUGAUGCCGAGUUGAAUGGUAAGUUAGGCGAUUUUGGGCUCGCGAGAUUUGGCAACAACAAUGGAACCGAUGCAAAAACGACCCAUUUGGCUGGGACCUUGGGAUACAUAGCACCUGAAUUGGCUCGCAAAGGAAAAGCCACCACCGCAACCGAUACUUUUGCUUUUGGAACAUUUUGUUUAGAGGUGGUUUGUGGUCGGCGACCUGUGGAAUUGAGACCGAGCAUGUCGCAAGUUUUGAAGUUCCUUUUAGGAAAGGAGCCAUUGCCACCGGAUUUCAAUGGUGUAUUGAAGAUAAGAGAUGACAAUUGGAGUCAACUUGGCCAUGCCUCUUCUAGUUCUUACUUUUCGCAAAUUCACUACUCGGGGACAUUGGAACCGAUCACCCACUCAUUAAUGUUUUCAGGGCGGUGAUGGGAACAAGUAUGUCAAAUGUGAUUUUUUUAUUUAUGGAAGAGAAAUCUUCAACACCCCGAAAAUUAGUAUGAAGUGCAACCGAAAAUUUUCUUGUUUAAAA